CAACUGGGGCUGCAAGUGUUGCACAGUCGACAGGCUCAAGCGGCGCCGCAGGCGCAACAGGCUCUGCAGGUGCACCAGGCGCAUUUAGCACUGCGGGCCAAGCAGCAGUUGCUGCAGGCGCAGAUCAUGCGAUUGCGGCUGGAUCGACAGGCUAAGGCGGUACAACAGGCGCAGCAGGCGGUGCUGAAAUUGCUGCAGGGUAAAAAGGCUGAGCCAGCACCGCAGGCGCAGCUGGCUCAACCGACUCUCCAGACGCAGCAGGCCCAGCAAGCUCAGCCAUAUCAGUCGGCACCCGAGGCUAAGCCGCCACUGCAGGCCCAACAAGCUGAGCCCGAUCAGUCAGCACCCGAGGCUACGCCGGCACUGCAGGCGCUGCAAGCUCAGCCUGAACUGGAGGUUACGCCGCCACUAGAGGCGCAGUUAGCUGGGCCGGCACCGGAGGCUCGGCCGGCCUACCAGGCUCAGCAAUUACAGCACGUGGCGCAGGACGUGCCCAACGUCCAACCGAUUCUACAAGAGCAG
This is a messenger RNA of Gryllus bimaculatus (two-spotted cricket), 522 nucleotides long. Lineage: Eukaryota; Metazoa; Arthropoda; Insecta; Orthoptera; Gryllidae. The record is from the annotation of a GenBank genome assembly.